AUGCAACUAAUCAAGUUAUUAUUCAAACCAAGUGCAUUGAUAACAUCAAAAUUGGGCAACAUCACUAAAUUUUCAUCAAUGGCAAUGAACGACUGCUCGACAAAACUCGAUCAUAAGAUCAAUCUAGUUGUUCCAAGUCUCGAUGAGUUGAAAUCAGUUCUUCAUGAUUCGAUGGUUAAAAACUACGAAAACGUCAGCAUCGAUAUUGUUGAAUGUCCGAAUCUACGAGAAUCACCGUUUCGUAUGACAGGAUCUGGGAUUGGCAAUAAUCUACGAAUUGCUGAAGUUGGUGGUAUACCGAACCUAUAUCCACACGGAACUAAGAAAAUAUUCAACUUAAAGAAGGUAUGUGAAACAUGCGAACUACCAGAAGCUUUCGUAUUCGGUCCAGGAGCAGGUCCGUUCGAUGCCAUCGGACACAGUUCUGAAUUGGUUGCUGAUGCCAAUCUUAUCAAAAGCCAGUUCAAAGUUACAAAUAAAGUAUCAUGGAUAGUGUCCAGUGCAAAUGGAUAUACAAUGUCAACGACUGAGAGCACUGAUUUUGAGAUAACCGCGAACUUAGCGAUUAGUGACGGAUGUGCCAACAGAAAAAUAUUUAUAGUGAAGAUAUGUGCAACAAAACGAAUCGGUGAACUCGGUUAUGCGGAAUCAAUUCAACGAGCGAUUGAGUCUUAUUACGGUAAAAAUCAUCAGUUGGUCUCAUUGGCUGGGCUGUUCUUGCUCCACAAAGGCGAUGUUUACAUGCACAUUCUGCCCGAUUAUCCUGUUUCGCCGCGGAAACAAGAUGAAAAGGUUGUCUUGCAUUUUAUCAAAAUCUGUUGA
This is a messenger RNA of Anisakis simplex (herring worm), 822 nucleotides long. Lineage: Eukaryota; Metazoa; Nematoda; Chromadorea; Rhabditida; Anisakidae. The record is from the annotation of a GenBank genome assembly.